Cucurbitaria berberidis CBS 394.84 is the source of this 3189-nucleotide messenger RNA. RefSeq lists its product as uncharacterized. The record is from RefSeq and is a predicted model, not a curated record. NCBI's taxonomy places the organism in Eukaryota, Fungi, Ascomycota, Dothideomycetes, Pleosporales, Cucurbitariaceae. The coding region runs from base 1 to 3189 and encodes 1062 amino acids. Gene Ontology annotation, molecular function: RNA binding. Gene Ontology annotation, biological process: cytoplasmic stress granule assembly. Gene Ontology annotation, cellular component: cytoplasmic stress granule. The transcript is spliced from 5 exons.
AUGAGCACCACUGGCAAAGCCAUCGACGCACAGCGCAAGCCUGCAAGCCCCAUCGACGGGGGUCAGAGGAAACCUCCGCCCCAAAAGGCGUGGACCCAGGGCACCAAUCCCAUCACCCAGCGACCAUCGAACCCCCCCACCCCCAACGGUGUCGCAAGUACCUCUAAACCCACACAUAACGCGACGGGCCCCCCCAGCGAAACCGCAUUCCCAAUGAGACACCUAAGCGAUCGGAUGAUGUACCUGUUGGCCAACCUGACUGGUCUACCGGGCACCAUCACGCUGAAGAAUGGCGAGAAGUAUUCUGGUGUGCUGUCAGGCACCUCACUGGAUCCCAGCGAGCUACGAUAUGUCUUCAAGAUGGUGAAGAAGCUCUUACCGGCCAGCCAUGCUCAGACCAAUGGUUCUGGUGACGUCUCCGACGACUACAUUGGCGUUGGUGACUAUCACGUCAUGUCUUUCGAUAUGAGCGACGUUGCUGACUUCAAUGUCAACAACGUUGUGCUCGAUAAGUCCCAAACCAAGGGCCAAAAUGGUACCGCUGGUUUCCGUACCGACACGGAUAUCUCAGGUCACAUGGCCCUCCGCGAGCGCAACCUCCAGAAGUGGGAGCCCUCUGAAGUCGACCCGGAUCUCACUCUCGAGUCCGCAGGCCGCUCAACAGAUUGGGAUCAAUUCUCUACCAACGAGCGUCUGUUCGGCGUUAGGAGCAACUACGACGAAACCAUUUACACCACCACCAUCAACAAGAAUGACCCGGAAUAUGCCGCGAGGGCAGCCCGUGCCGAGAAGAUUGCCCGCGAGAUCGAAGGCAGUAGUGCACUAAACUCACAUGUUCGCGAAGAGCGAGGAGGUCAAUCUGUUGAUGAUGCGGGUGGUGAUGAGGAGGACAAAUAUAGUGGUGUGCGUCGAGAGUUUUCGCCUCUGUCAAGCGGUCAGUCCAACAGGUACACUCCUCCUGCGCGACGUGCGCCUGCCGCACAAGCGACUGUUCCCGGGGUACCAGUGGACCCAGCGAUUAUCUCAUCGUCCGUUGCGCGACCCGACGCCACAGCCUUGAAAGGGGCACAACGUACCGCAAGCCCUGCCGCGGACAAGAUCGUUACUCCCGAGCCGGCUAAGACUGAAGCGAAGGCCGAAGCCCCAGUUUCCAAUCCAACCCAAACCAGGACGGAACCUUCAAAGGAGACAGCAACAAAGGCUGAGGCAAAAGCAGUGGCUGCGUCGAAACUCACUACAGAACAGUCUCAAAAGCCAAGCAACACGAUCAAGUCUGGUUUAGCUGCUAUGCCUCCUCGCAAGUCUGGACGGCCACAUGAUGCGACUACUAAUGUGGAGCAUGACUUGCUUGACUCGUUCAAACAGUUCUCUGCCGCAGAAAAGCUACGCAUGUCAGAGCGACAGAGGGCAUUUGCUCGCGAGAACAAGGCCGUUAAGCUGAACGACCUCAAGAAAUUUGCGCUAAACUUCAAAUUAAGCACACCUGUUCCUUCGGAUCUUGUUCCCAUAUUAGCCAAAGACGAGAAUAAACAGCAGGCGAUUGUCGAGAAAGCCCUUCGUCAAGUGCAUGAGACCAAGACUACGCCACCAAAGACGUCUAGCAAUCUCUCGGAUCCAAAAGCCGCUGCGCGCCCUGCAACUAAGCCCGACUCUACCAAUGCGUCCCCGAGUGCGAACGUGGAUCGUCAACAAAAUCAGCGACCUCGUCCCGGACAGCCCCCCUAUUCUUCGACUAGCAUGAGGGAACGCCCUCACCAAAAUGUGAAUCAGAUUCCUCCUCGCGGGCAACAAGGACUGCUCAGCACUCGUCUACAGUUGAAUCAGCAGCAACACAAGCAGCAAGGGGCUAUGCCAUACAACGGCGUGCCACAGCCAAUCCCGGCCCAGGAUUCGCGUAUACCUCCCGCUGGUCCUUCACAAUCGUCAAGCGGAAUUCAGACACCUACCUCUUCUGUGUCUACUAGAUUCAACGUUCGUGCACACGAGUUUAAGCCCAACCCAGCAGCAAACACAUUUCAACCUGGCGGGACUCCAAGUGCCAACUCGAGUCCCCGACCCACCUCUGCAUCAAAGCCAGAAGUACGUAGGCCUACUGCUGUGACCAGUUUCUUCGGUGGGAAACGCCCUACUGUGAAACCAUUGGACGAGAAGAUGACCUUCAAUUCCAUUGGACGUAUGGAGAAAGAAGCACAGUCCAGCGACAAACCGCCUACUAACGAUGUUCCACCUCCUUAUCGCACGCCACCUACAUGGGACUUUCCUGCUGCAAACACUGAAAAGGGCCACGUGCAACUAUUCGAGCACACGCCUUCAUCUGCGCAACUAGCAGCGCCUCAACACGCUAUGGGCAAUGGUCAUAUCCCACAUCAGCAUCAGCUGCCUCCUCACCUUCAGGGUCCUAAUGGCAUGUCACAGGGACCAACGCCUCAGCAUACUCCGCGUGGCCCGCCGAUUCAGCCACAUCUUGGCCAGAUGCAACAUCACUAUGAAGCGCCACAUAUGCAAUUCUCUCAAUCCACUUCAUCGAUACAACCUUCGCCACGGCCUAUGGCACCUUACAUGUACGGCGCACAGCCACAGCAAAUGCCUGGCUACCCUCAGCAGGUACAAGUUCCUCAGUAUGGAAUGAGCCCAAACGUACAGCAUGUUGGCCUUCGGAAUGGGCAAGGCGGUCAUUUCAUCAGCCCUCCUGGACCAGCAAUGGGCGGCCAGAUGAUGACGAAUCAGCCUUCGAACGGACCUUAUAUGGGAAUGCCAGGCGGUCCACAAAUGCAAAUGUACUCUCCGGCCCCUGGACCCGCUUACCCACAAUACCCUGGCCAUAUGCCUGGCCCUGGUGCCAAUGGGUUUCCUAGCCCAAGGCCGGGUGCACCUAUGAUGAGUCAACAGGGCUCGCAGCAAGGGCACCUCCAGCAGCCACCUAUGAUGUACAUGCAGCCUGGUGCUCCAGCUCCUCAGAUGUAUCAAAUGCAGCCAGGAUCCAUGACUCCAAUGCGACAGCCGUACCCCCAACUACACCAAGGUCAAUAUGGCUCGCCACAACAGCACCAUCACUUCCCACAUCAACACCGUGGAACACCGAGCGGAAGCUACUCUCAGCCCAUGAUGCAACAGCAUUCAAUGGGGCCAGGAGGCCCACCCACUGGACCUGCCAAUCAUGUUCCAGAUGGUAAUGACGAGUCUAAAUGA